CCAAACAUAUAUAACAUAUCUUGAGAUAAACUCUAUAUAUACAUAUAUCUUUCACCAAACAUAAAACACAUCUUGUACUAAACACACACACAUCCUACUCCCCAAACCCUAAAUCAGAAGAAAAAGAGAAACUGCAACAUCAUAACAUCACAUUCGCAUGUGCUUUUCCUAACCCUAAAAUCUCCAUACCGAGAAAAAGAAGAAAAACAAGAAGAACUUUAACAUGUCAGCUGCCGUGGCCGCCGCCGCUGCCGCCGCCAUGUCAGUGUACCAGCACAGCUCCUCCUCGAGACAAGAACAACACAGAGACCACGAAUUGCCCUUAACACCACAACGAGUGUGUGUGUCUCCACCUCUGAGCCGGUACGAGUCACAAAAGCGGCGCGACUGGAACACCUUCGGACAAUACCUGAAAAACCACCGACCACCUUUGACUCUCUCGCGCUGCAGCGGCGCGCACGUGCUGGAAUUCCUCCGCUACCUCGACCAGUUCGGAAAAACCAAGGUUCACGCCGAAACCUGCGCGUACUUCGGAAACUCCCACCCUCCGGGUCCUUGCGCGUGUCCCCUGAGACAGGCGUGGGGCAGUCUCGACGCGCUCAUCGGCCGGCUACGCGCAGCCUUCGAGGAGAACGGCGGCACGCCGGAGAUGAACCCGUUCGGGACACGCGCAGUGAGGCUGUACCUCAGGGAAGUGAGGGACGCGCAGGCCAAGGCGAGAGGCAUAGCUUAUGAGAAGAAGAAACGGAGAAAUAAGCCACAACAUAGUGGACAUGAUCAUCAUGAUGAGGUGAUGGUGAAUUAUUCUUCAGGGUAUGGUGGUGGCUUUGUUCCUCAGCAGCAAAUGUUGUCUGAUUCGAAUGGAACGGCUUCUACAUCUGAUGGGGUUUCGUAUUUCUCAUCAUCAUCGUCCCAGUGUGGUGGGUUUAAUUGAUUGUGAUCAUUCGUGUGUUAUGAUGCAUGGUGGAAAAUUAACGAUUAAUGAUACUAUUAUUAUUAUUAUUAUUAUAUUCUAUUCUAUGGUUAGUGAUGUGGUAGGGUUCAAGGAUGAUGCACACCUAGUGUGGUCAUUAUCAGAAGCUUGUCAGGGGUAGUAUCUAAUUGAUAGCGGAAUUUCGUUUCUAUGUAGAAAAGCAUGGUGAAAAGUUGAAGGAAUUCCUGCAUUAUAGAGCUUGCAAAGUGCAAAGUAUUGUAUAAUUAAUAAGUGUGAAUUUGAUUAAUGACAAUAGUAUUUAUAGUC
This is a messenger RNA of Glycine soja, 1240 nucleotides long. RefSeq names its product protein LIGHT-DEPENDENT SHORT HYPOCOTYLS 4-like. NCBI's taxonomy places the organism in Eukaryota, Viridiplantae, Streptophyta, Magnoliopsida, Fabales, Fabaceae. The record is from RefSeq and is a predicted model, not a curated record. Gene Ontology annotation, cellular component: nucleus. The transcript has a single exon. Gene Ontology annotation, biological process: mRNA transcription; response to light stimulus. Bases 224 to 934 code for a protein of 236 amino acids.